Lonchura striata (white-rumped munia) is the source of this 699-nucleotide messenger RNA. The record is from RefSeq and is a predicted model, not a curated record. NCBI's taxonomy places the organism in Eukaryota, Metazoa, Chordata, Aves, Passeriformes, Estrildidae.
UUUCGGGAAUCCAGGAUCGGGCUGGCCGUGGCCGAGGCGCUGGCCGGGGCCGGGGCUCGCGUCUUCCUCAGCUCCCGACGCCCCCAAAACGUCCGGAGAGCCCUGGAGCAGCUGCGGGGGCGGGGCCUGCAGGUGAGGGGCGGGGCCAAAAUCUGGGGACAAUUCCGGCGAUUUUGGGCAAUUUGGGAAAAAAUUCGGAAAAAUUUGGUCGGGCAGGCCCUGGCCGAAUUUGGCGCCAUCGACAUCCUGGUGUCCAACGCCGCCGUCAAUCCCCACCUGGGCCCCGCCCUCGAGGCCGACGAGCGCACCUGGGACAAGGUGUUCCAGGUGAACGUGACGGCGACGGCGAUGCUCGUCCGGCUGGUGGCGCCACACAUGGAGCGGCGCGGGGGCGGGGCCAUCGUGGUGAUGUCAUCGAUCGCCGGCUACCAGCCAAUGGCGUACUGGUCCAUACUGGUUUUUCUCUUCCAGCUGUGGCAGGACGAGGCCACGCGGGAUCAGGCGCUGGCAGCGCUGGGAGCCGAGAGGCUGGGCUCCCCGCAGGACGUGGCUCAGGCCGUGCUGUUCCUGGUCUCCCCCCAGGCCGCCUUCGUGGCCGGCCAGACCCUGCUGGUGGCCGGGGGGGCGCGGCCCCGCCUCUGACCACGCCCCCCUCAUCAAUAUGCAAAUUUAUGCUAAUUAGACGCGAAAUAAAAUCGA